Messenger RNA from Mesitornis unicolor (brown roatelo), 952 nucleotides. RefSeq names its product centromere protein T (gene CENPT). The record is from RefSeq and is a predicted model, not a curated record. The annotation marks the transcript as partial. Gene Ontology annotation, biological process: mitotic cell cycle; chromosome segregation; kinetochore assembly. Lineage: Eukaryota; Metazoa; Chordata; Aves; Mesitornithiformes; Mesitornithidae. The transcript has 6 exons. Gene Ontology annotation, cellular component: kinetochore. Gene Ontology annotation, molecular function: DNA binding.
GCUGUCUCUGCUUCAGGAAAGAAGAAGAAUUCUGGCAGAAGCACUUCAAUGAAGCACAGACUGGCUUUGUUGGCUGAUCACGACAAUGACACGCCACGGACUAUAAUCAGGCGAAUCAUCCACACCCAACCACAAGUUUCACCUGUGGCACUUGAGAUAUCUCAACAUGAAGAAACGAAAGAAGCUCAAUCAGAACCCCCAUCUAAGAGGACUUCCAGCACGGUGGAAGUGCAACUGCCAGACCUUCCUCCUGAGGAGACUUCUGUCACCACAUUCCGUAUGACUAGGAAGAGAAAGAAACUCAGCAUUUCUGAAUUUGAGAGAGCAGCAGACAAACAACUUCCCCAGAACCAAGCUCAGUCAGCAUUGGACAGCACUACUUUGACUCGAUCUGUUCGCAUGUCUUUUGGUUCCUUGAUCCCACCAGACACUGUUGAAAGGAGAGGCUUGCUCCGGAGGCCAAAAAAUCGCAAACCUAUUGACAUAGAAGCUUUUGAAGACGGAGUGAAACAGAACAUGCUGAAGAGAAAAGCACGGAACUAUCUUGUGGACUCACAUACAGCAUCUGGGACUCAAACAGCCAUCCUGACAAGUGAUGCAGAAGUCAUGCUGAGUAACACGGAGCUCUUUGUUCAGCCUCAGUUUGAUGAACAGAGCCAAAAUAAGCUUUCUGCUCUUGAACCACCGCUAUCGAGUACAAAAACUCCAGCACAGAGAAGCAAGAUUUCUCAUGCAGCUCAAGAAGAAGCAAGGCCGGUAGGCCUGGUAUCCAGUGUGGACACAAAUGAGGGAAAGAUUCAAAGAUUUUCUGAAAACUUAAUCCUUGAUCGUGAGCACGUUGGCAGAAUGACUCCAAAAACACCUGCAAACCAGCGAGAAGAUAAGCAAGAUCAUUCUUAUCGAAGUAACUCAGUGAAACAGCUUUCUGGUUCAGAGGAGAUGGUGAUUGGCA